Messenger RNA from Nyctereutes procyonoides (raccoon dog), 3051 nucleotides. RefSeq names its product fibrous sheath interacting protein 1 (gene FSIP1). Lineage: Eukaryota; Metazoa; Chordata; Mammalia; Carnivora; Canidae. The record is from RefSeq and is a predicted model, not a curated record. The transcript has 11 exons. The coding region runs from base 1 to 1701 and encodes 566 amino acids.
AUGGAUAUUAUAAAGGGAAACUUAGAUGGAAUUUCAAAACCAGCCUCCAAUUCAAGAACACGUCCUGGGAGCAGAGAUUCAAGUACUUCUUUGGAGGUGCUCUCACCGGAACCAGCAUCCUUCAAGAUUGAUACUGCAAUCAACUUGAACUUUGGUAAAGAGAGCAACUCAGACAGCAGUAAUGCAGAGGAAAGUAGAAACAAUAAUGAUGAUAAAGGGGAAAAUGAGAAACCAAAAAUGGUGGAGGAAGAGUCAGAUGAAGAUCUGAACUUUGUUCAACAUCAGACAGCCUCUGAAUGUUCAGAUGAACCUGAAUUAAAAGAAUUAGAUUCUCAACUUCAAGAUGCUAUUCAGAAGAUGAAGAGGCUUGAUAAGAUAUUGGUGAAGAGACAAUAUAGAGAAAAAGAAAUUAAGAAGCAAGGUCUAGACAUGAGAAUAAAGCUGUGGGAAGAACUUAAGUCUGCAAAAAAUAGUGAAGCAUUGCAAAGUAACGAGGAGAUGGAAAAUACCAAAAAGUUUCUAGCUUUGACUCCUGCAUCAGAAGGAACUGCCAAUCCUACUCACUGUGAGCUUGAAGACACGUUUUUCUCAGUGUUUCACACUCAGGUCCCUCCAGAAGAAUAUGAAAACCAUAUACAGAAUGACAAUCAAGAUUUUACUUAUGAUGUGGAAGGAAACGAUUCAUUAAUCAAAGCAGAAAAGAAACCUUUUUCAAAUACAGAAAACAUUGAGCUCAGGGGUAAACACAGCCAAGAUUUUAUUAAGCGAAACAUUGAGUUGGCCAAGAAUUCAGGAAAGCCCGUGGUCAUGACUGACAGAGAGAAGAAAAGGCUGAUUGAACUUUUAAAGGACUUAGAUGAUGGAGAUUCGGGGCUGUCCUGUCCUGAGGGUGAUGAGUCUGGCUGGCUGGUCCCAGGAGAAGGAUACACACUUGCAAUCACCCAGCACCAGCAGCUUGCUGAAAUAGACACAAAGCUCCAAGAACUUUCCGCAGCCUCACCAACAAGUUCUGGCUUCUCUCUGAAACUUGAAAACCAGAGUGACCAGGAACCUGACCUUAAUGUUGAUGAUAGAAAUAUGGAAAUAACACCAGGAGAAAAGGUGCUUCAGAACACCAAAGAGCAACGGGAUCAGCAAAACCGGCUGAGAGAGAUAGAUGAUAAACUAAGGAAGCUGAAGGAGAGUGUGUUAGAUUCAGCAUCACUUCUCUCUGAGGAACAGUUAAGGUGUCUUCUGGAUGAAUGCAUACUCAAACAGAAGUCUGUGACUAGACUUUCUUCAGAAAGAGAAAAGGAAGACCUUGAGGAUAUAACACCGGAGGUCCCCUGUCUUUCCAGAUCUAUCCUUUCUGAGCUCCUAAAUGGGUUAGAAACAAAAUUCACAGAGGUGAAAGAUGCAGAUAUGCUGGAGAAUGUGGAAUGUGAAACAUGUACAGGCUACUAUCUCACCAAAGCCUUGACUGGGCAUUUCAUGUCCCGGGCUCUUGUCAUCGAAGCAGAGAAUUUGAAAUGCCUCCAACUUUCUGAGGACAAGGUUAUUUGUGACACAAAAGACUAUUUUAUGUCGAAGACCCUUGGCAUUGGAAGACUGAAAAGGCCCUCUUUCUUGGAUGAUCCACUGUAUGGCAAAAAUGUGAGCCUUUCAUCCGAAGACCAACAUCUGAAAGUCAGCCCUCCAGAGAAACCAGAAAUGGAUGAAUAGGAGACUGAAGAUGUGAUGGAAGAAUGGAAAAAAUCUUAAAGACUUGCUGGGUGUGCUUUUAAGAAAGUUGGUAAAUUAAAUUACUUUUUUUUUGAAUCCUUAUAUUCAGUGACUGCAUUUAUGGAGACCACUGGUCAAACACUGACUUUAAUAUUUGGAUUCUCUUCCUGGAUUAUAUUUCUUUGAUAUUUUUGAGACUUGGGGUACAAUUGGUCAAUGGCUUUCUCCAUUGAAAUUCCUGGUAAAAUUGUGUUUUAUUGCUAAUCUUGUAACAUCAGGGAUACAUUACAGAAAUCACCAUUUUAUGUAUGUGUGUGCUAUGUUAAAAUUAGUUGAAGUGCUAUUAUGACUUUGUAUUUGAUUUUAUGUGUUACAACUUCAUUGGGACUCCAGAUUUAAUCACUGAAUUCUUAUUUGGGCCCUGAUGUUCUGGCUUUCCUCCUCUCUAAUGCCUGGUAAGUACAACUUGCCAUAGAAAAAAAAUAAUUUUCUCAACAAAGCAAUGUUAGCAUAGGCUUUGCUUUCUUAUUAGCAAUGAUACUUUGCUUAAACAGGAGUUUGAAUUACUUUAUUUUUUUUAUUAUCAGUUAUAAUCUUUCAGAAUGCAGCAAAUAUAUCAUCCUGUUGGAGAGAGUAUAUAUACAUCAGAAUUUUGAGCAGAGGUUCAAUGCUUCACUUUGAUUGAACCAGUUUAAUCACAUUCACAUCUCUGACGCAAAUUCUGUGGCCAGAGGAUGGAUUAUGAUGAUUGGUGUAGUCAAGGAGUCAUGCUUACUUUCCUAGAUGGGAGUUGGGUCAAUCUCCCUGGAAUAGCAUGUAGAAACUAGGGACAAUAGUAAAAAGUAAGCGGUUGCAAGGAGUGCUUAGGAGGAAGCAAACAUAUAUCUACUGCAGUUACUAACCUACUGUCUCCCAAUAAGAAUACUAUGGUGAACCCUCUAAUUUUAAAUAUCAUGAAGGCUGGAGGGGAUAAGUAAAAAAUAUUUAUUAAAAUAUUAAAUAAUUUGUUGCUGCUCCUCCACAUUAGACUUACAGAUGUCAUAGAGACAACCACCUUCUAGUUAAUAAUUUAAUAUACAACUAUUAUGAAGAACCAUAUAAAGAAGUCUUCUAAAUCUUCUUUUUGGUCAUGCUUAUGCUACACUGGUAAUAGAUGGACAAUACCCUUAAAUACAUGGUCAUUAAUCAAAAUGCCAUAAAUACCAUAAAGAGGGGGCAAAGGGAAGAUACUGAUAUUUUUUUCCAGAGUGCCCUGAAACUUAGAAUGCAGCAAAUAAAGAUUGGCUAUUUAAGAAAAUUUCUAUUUUAAAAGUUUUGUCGAGUUCCAAGUAAGUCAUUGGAUUCACAAGA